AUGUCGUUCGAUCUUGAUCUGAGUCCGCCAAGUGCGGAGCUGCUUGAGGUGGCCCGUCAGGAACUUCGCGAAACUCCCGAAGUGCGAGCCGCAGCCAUAGUCGAGCUAAGAAAACUACUCGAAGCUGCCACGGAUUUGUACUUCCCAAGUGAUGACGAUUUUCUGCUGAUUUUCCUGCGGCCAACACAUUUCUAUCCAGAGAGUGCAAUCAAACUGAUGCGCAACAUGGCCGAAUUCAAGAAGGCACAUUCCGAUCUGCUGAAAGAUCUUCUUCCGGAGGAUUUGAAGAACGACAUCAUCAACAACAACGUCGUGUCGGUGUUGAAGGAACGCGACCAGAAGGGACGCCGAAUGAUGAUCGUCCGCAUGGGUGACGUUUGGGAUCCAAAAUCGAUCAGCGAGGAUAAGGUUUUUGCCAUCCUGUACACCGUACAAAAGCUGGCCGUUAUGGAGCAGAGCACCCAGAUCAGCGGAGCGGUUGUGAUUUACGAUUUCGAAGGUCUUGGCAUGAAGCAGGUCAAAGGAAUGUCGCCCAGCGCCGCUAAGCGGCUGCUUACCUUCAUACAGGAGGCAGCUCCGCUGCGCAUGAAAGCGGUCCACUUCGUUAAGGAACCGAUGCUGUUCAACAUGGUCUGGACGCUGAUGAAACCGUUCGUCAAGGAAAAGCUGAAGGGACGGAUGUACUUCCACGGUGACGACAUGAAGAAACUGCACAAACAUGUUGACCCCGGCUGUCUGCCUGCCAACUACGGAGGAACACUUCCGACACUGGACUACGGUUCGAAGGAUUGGUACCCGACGAUGGAAAAGCACACCGACUUUAUCAAGAAGUUCAACACAGCUGGAUUCAAGUAG
Messenger RNA from Sabethes cyaneus, 855 nucleotides. Its product is annotated as alpha-tocopherol transfer protein-like. The record is from RefSeq and is a predicted model, not a curated record. Gene Ontology annotation, cellular component: membrane. The transcript has 3 exons. Bases 1 to 855 code for a protein of 284 amino acids. NCBI's taxonomy places the organism in Eukaryota, Metazoa, Arthropoda, Insecta, Diptera, Culicidae. Gene Ontology annotation, molecular function: phosphatidylinositol bisphosphate binding.